Molecule: messenger RNA, 3136 nt
Organism: Manihot esculenta (cassava)
Lineage: Eukaryota; Viridiplantae; Streptophyta; Magnoliopsida; Malpighiales; Euphorbiaceae
Product: U-box domain-containing protein 33
Exons: 9
Coding region: 374-3040 (888 amino acids)
Biological process (GO): protein phosphorylation; protein ubiquitination
Molecular function (GO): protein kinase activity; ATP binding; ubiquitin-protein transferase activity
Source: RefSeq, a predicted model, not a curated record
CAUAGCUUAAGACAAGCAACUCCUUUUCAAGCCUGAUAACAGCUACGUAGGCCUCCAAACUCCCAACACAGCAAAACCAAGAUAUUCUGCAUUUCCAUUUCUCAAAAGCUUAUCUAUUGAAUUCCUUUUUCAUCGAUAUUUUCAAGUUUGACACAAUCUUUUCCUCUCCUUUUCUCUAUGUUCUUCUUCAAAUUCAAGGUUUUGAUUCCAGAAAUCCUUUUGAGGAUGACAGAUGAAGUUUUGGAGAGGGAAGGUCGAUGAGUUGAUUAUUUCGAGACUUUGAACUCUGGAGUUGCUCCGUUAGAGAUGAUUGAGGUGUUUCAUUAUUGUAAUCCCGGCGGUCUUGAGUCCUUCUCCAGCAAUUACGCAACAGAUGAUUCCGAUAAACUUUCCUGAAUAUAGAGCUCCAGGAAACAUGGAAUCCACCAGGGAGAUAGAGGAGGAGCCGGUGGAGCGGGUGCUUAACGAGAAGAUAUACGUCGCAGUUGGGAAAAAUUUGAAGAAAAAUAAAUCACUUGUUAUUUGGGCAUUAAAGAACUCAAGAGGGAAGAAGAUUUGCAUCCUUCAUGUUCACCAACCGGCGCAAAUGAUUCCGUUAAUGGGUGCAAAGUUUCAUGAAAGCUCACUUGAAGAACAGGAAGUCAGGGCUUACCGGGAAAUUGAAAGGAAAAACAUGCACAAAAUGCUAGACGAAUACCUUCUUUUUUGUCAACAAAUGAGGGUGCAGGCUGAGAAACUGCAUGAUGAAAUGAAGAGUAUUGAGAAGGGAAUUUUGAAACUUAUCUCCAGUCAUGGUAUCAGGAAGCUUGUUAUGGGAGCAGCAGCAGAAAACCGCUAUUCAAAGAAUAUGACGGACAUCAAGUCUAAGAAGGCCAUCUCGGUGUGCCUACAAGCACCUGCUUCUUGUCAAAUACGUUUUAUUUGCAAGCAGCAGCUUAUAUACACAAAGGAAGGUCAUUUGGAUGCAAAUGGUGCAGAACUCAGAUCAUCCCCACAAGAAGCCACCUCGGUCACUGAAACUAGACAAUCAAAUCAUUUGAGGUCACCAUCUGUUACUCUAGAGCAGAAAAAUCACCUAAAGUUCAAUCCAGCUCAAAUAUUAUUCCGCAGAGCAUAUUCCGUGUCGCUUGGCCGACGGGGAAGAGAAUCACUAACUCCUGCUUCCUCAUAUAACGUUGGAGGGGCAUCAACUUCACAGAACCGGUUAGAUGUGGAAGGAGCUUUAACUGCUUCCUCUGAUGAAUGUGAUGCAUUGUCGAGGAUUAGUUCUCGGGGUUCCCUUCUCUCGACAUGCUGUCCUAGUGGGAUCGUCAAUUUUUGUCUGGUUCCACUUGUUAUUGACGACGGGUGUGAGAUUGAAUCAGAGUUAAGCACACGGCUUGAACUUAAAGAAGAACUUUGCCCUUCAUCUCCUCCGAGUGUAUUGGAUGGAAGUAAAGAGGCUCGUCUUUAUGAUGAACUUGAACAGGCAAUGACAGAGGUAGCAAUUUCAAGGCAAAAAGCGAGUGAAGAGGCGGUCAGGUUUGCAAAAGCUGAAAGAGAUGCCGUUGAGACCAUCCGCAGGGUCAAGGCAUCGGAGAGCUUGUAUGCUAAGGAGUCAAGACAAAGGAAAGAAACCGAGGAAGCAUUAGCAAAACGAAAGGAAGAACAUAAAAAGAUGAAGAGGGAGAGGGAUGAAGUCAUGGAAGAACUUCAUAUUGCCUUGGAUCAAGAAAAAUCGCUGGAAAGCCAAAUUGCAGAUGCUGAUCAGAUGGUAAAGGAGUUGGAGCUAAAAAUUACCUCUUCUGAUAAAAUGUUGCAAAAUUACAAGAAAGAACGAGAUGAAUUGCAGAUGGAACGUGAUCAUGCACUCAAAGAAGCAGAUGAGCUGAGGAAGAGCCGAGCUGAAGCCUCCAGUUCGCAGAUGCCACAGUUUUUCUCCGAGUUCUCUUUCUCAGAGAUUGAAGAAGCAACACAGAACUCUAAUCCAUCCCUCAAGAUCGGGGAAGGGGGAUAUGGUAGCAUUUAUAAAGGUGUGUUACGUCGCUCCCAAGUGGCUAUAAAGGUGCCGCACUCUCAUAGCGAGCAAGGACCUGCAGAAUAUCAACAGGAGGUUGACGUUUUGAGCAAGAUGAGGCAUCCAAAUCUCAUCACUCUCUUCGGGGCUUGUCCAGAAUCUUGGGCUCUUAUCUAUGAGUAUCUUCCAAAUGGAAGCUUGGAAGACCGACUGAGCUGCAGGGACAAUUCUCCUCCUUUGUCUUGGCAAACUCGAACACGCAUUGCCACUGAGUUAUGCUCUGUCCUUAUCUUUCUUCACUCUAGUAAACCAUACAGCAUAGUGCAUGGCGAUCUAAAACCUGCAAACGUCCUACUUGAUGCCAAUUUCGUCAGCAAGCUAAGUGACUUUGGAAUCUGUCGUCUCCUUUGUCAAAAUGAAGGAUCAAGCGGCAACACAACAAUAUGUUGCAAAACUAACCCCAAGGGCACUUUCGGAUACAUGGAUCCUAUAUUUCUUAUCUCAGGAGAGCUUACUCCAAUGUCAGAUGUGUAUUCAUUUGGGAUUAUAUUGCUACGACUGUUGACUGGAAGAUCCACCUUAAUGAGGAUAAGAGAAGAAGUGCAGUGUGCAUUAGAUAAAGGAAACUUGAAAAUCCUCUUGGAUCCUUCGGCUGGAGACUGGCCAUAUGUGCAGGCAGAACAGUUGGCCCACUUGGCAGUGAGAUGUUGUGAGAUGAAUCGAGAGAACCGGCCAGAUCUUGCAUCAGAAGUAUGGAGAGUACUUGAACCAUUGAGAGCCUCAUGUGGAGGGUCAUCAAGCUUCCGGCUAGGUUCAAAAGAGCUUUCCCAACCUCCUCAAUAUUUUAUAUGCCCAAUUUUCCAGGAAAUCAUGCAAGACCCCCAUGUAGCAGCUGAUGGUUAUACUUAUGAAGCAGAGGCUAUAAGAGGAUGGCUGGACAGUGGACAUGAUACUUCGCCCAUGAACAACCAUAAGCUUGCACACAGCAAUCUCGUGCCCAACCAUGCACUUCGAUCGGCAAUCAAGGAAUGGCUGCAGCAGUAGUACAUGAGUAAAUAUGUCUACAUUUGUAUUUUGUGGCCAAAAGAAAUGUCCUUAAUUUCUUUUUUUUUUUUUUUUUUUUUUGUAUCCUUGUUAUAU